GUCAAGAUAAAGCACACGCGUAUUGUUGGUCUCUCACGGUGCUUUGACACUCGUUCUAUCUCGCUAUCUUUGCUGUCGCAUUGACAGAUGAUAUUGAUCGAUCAAUGCAUAAUAGUGACACGUAAUUUAAAUUCGAAUUCAAACACUUUAUGGUGCGUCAUUCAAGUGAAUCACAUUUAUAAAUCGGACACCUUACAGCUAUAAUGAGCAAUUAUUUUAAAGAAGGCUUUAAAAACGUGGUACUAACAGAAAAUUCGGGAAAACAUAAAGGCGAUUAUAAAUGGAAGCUUGUUUGGGAUAGAAUCUUCAUUUUAACGUACUUUCAUUUUGCCAGCAUCUACGGACUGUAUCUAGGUUUUUUACAUGCUAAACUUUGGACAAUCAUUUGGUCCUGGGGUUUUUAUAUCGUUGCGGCGCUAGGCACCACUGCUGGUUCUCAUAGAUUAUGGUCCCAUCGAUCUUACAAAGCAAAAUGGCCGAUGAGAUUAAUUCUGACAGUCUUUCAGACCAUUGCUUUUCAAGGCCCUAUUUACGCGUGGGUCAGAGAUCACAGAGUGCAUCACAAAUAUACAGAUACUGAUGCAGAUCCGUACAACUCGCGCAGAGGAUUAUUUUUCUCGCACGUUGGCUGGCUAUUAAUUCGUAAACAUCCGGAAGUCGUUAAUAAAGGUGCUAUGAUAGAUUGCAGCGAUCUCGAACAAGAUCCCUUCGUCGUCUUUCAGAGGAAGUGGUAUGCACAUUUGGCGAUUCUAUGCUGCUUUAUUCUGCCAACAUUGAUACCUUGCUUGGCGUGGAAUGAGACUCCAUCGUGUGCAUGGCAUCUUAUCAUCUGCGCGCUCUAUUUAAAUCUCCAUGGAACUUUUUCGGUGAAUUCCGUGGCUCACAAAUGGGGAACAAAACCAUAUGACAAAUCAAUAUCGCCCGUCAAUAAUAUUGGAGUUUCUGCCAUAACAUUAGGCGAGGGCUGGCACAACUAUCACCAUAUUUUUCCUUGGGAUUACAAAGUCGCCGAAUUAAAAUAUUUGAUCGAUUUCACUACAGUUUUCAUUGAUUUUUUCGCUUGUCUAGGUUUGGCUUAUGAUUUGAAAACCGCAAAAGUUGACAUGAUAAAGAAACGUAUUCUUCGAAACGACGGAACAAUUAAUGAAAUCAAGCACGAAGAAUAAAAUGUAAAGAAUCAUUUUCUUAUUCUUAUCAUUUCUUAUUAUUAACGGCCCUGCUGUUGUCCGGAUUCCGUGAUCAAGAAGAUUGUUUAUAAACAACGAGAAUCAGCUGGGAGUUGAAAAACAGCUAUCAAGCUGUUCGGAUGCGUUUUCAUUUACGAGCCAUAAUUGUGUUAUUACCCAUACAGCACACGAAGAUUGUAUACACAUUGCAGCCAUUUUUCACCUCAAUAUUGCAACAUUGCAAAUUCACUGCAGAAUUUGCUGCACCAUUGCUGUGGGAUUGCAGCAGCGUUAAAAUGUCCGCUUUUAGGAAUAUUACAAUGUAAGAUUGUAGUAAUGUUAUGAUGCAAUGUAUUUGUAAUCGUAAAACGCGUUUUGCUACAAAUGCAGACCGUUUUAAAUU
Molecule: messenger RNA, 1569 nt
Organism: Camponotus floridanus (Florida carpenter ant)
Lineage: Eukaryota; Metazoa; Arthropoda; Insecta; Hymenoptera; Formicidae
Product: acyl-CoA Delta(11) desaturase
Exons: 7
Coding region: 204-1166 (320 amino acids)
Biological process (GO): unsaturated fatty acid biosynthetic process
Cellular component (GO): endoplasmic reticulum membrane
Molecular function (GO): iron ion binding; stearoyl-CoA 9-desaturase activity
Source: RefSeq, a predicted model, not a curated record